Molecule: messenger RNA, 1215 nt
Organism: Colletotrichum truncatum
Lineage: Eukaryota; Fungi; Ascomycota; Sordariomycetes; Glomerellales; Glomerellaceae
Source: RefSeq, a predicted model, not a curated record
AUGUCAUCAGAAGCCCAAGGCAGCACCACCAUCGACAAGAUCCGGGCUUUGCCAGAUCUCCGAGCACAGCCCAAGAACGUUGCGUACAAGCAGGUUCUAGAGAAAUGGCCUGGCGAAAAAGACAAUGGGCAGCCAGCUGGAUCGCUCCACAGAAAGCAUCGAGGUCUGGACGUCCUUCUCAUCGUCGCGAGGUAUAUCCUCAUCACGCACCCAGACGGCCGCUCUAUCGAGACUGAUUCCAACCCGAUCUUGGAAUUGGCAUGGAAGGACAUGGAAAGCAGUGAAUACAAGGCCAGUGUCGAGGCUAUCAAAGAAGAAAUUAUUGAUCUCAUGACUUCCGACGGCCGUCUGCCUGACGCGUCGUUCGCCUCACUGUGCGAGUCACCCACAAUGCUGGAGACUUUAUGGAAGCACCCGACCCUCCUUCUUUGUGGGCCACUAGAGAUCCUGCGGAAAGAAACAGAAGAAGAGGAGGAGAAAUGGAUGCCUCACCAGAUGAUAGGCGCGGACUUCCUCUCAAAGCUAAGCUUGGUCACUUGGGAUGAAAAAAUGCCGGCCGUCAUUCGAGUUCUAUACCGAGCCCCGGCUGAAUGCCAACGCUCAGAGAAGGACCUGUUGCGUCUCGAAUUUUCCAAUGGCCAGUGUUACACAUUGCUUGUUGCAGUCUGGCUCCGAAGCGACAACACGGCACCAGUUGACAAUGAAGACAAUUUGGACUUUGUGCACAUGUACUCUCUGAAUAUGGCAGAUGUUUUCCCCGUCGUUGCCAACAAAUGCACGGCGCGUUCACCCGACACGAUCGGCCAGGGCGGUCACUCGUACAUGUUGUUUUAUGUCGCCAACAACGCCGCUUCCAUGCAGAAAAACUACGCGAGAUGCUUGAGGACUCCCGAGGCUAUUUCCGCGGCAGCCCCCGAGGCAGUUCUCGUGGCGGUAACAAUCAAGAGGGAAGGCGUCCCUUUCAAUCAUCAAAUCAACGUCACAGCAAUGACACAAGUCGCCGGGAAAGUUUCAACGAUAGCUACUUUUGGGGUUCCCAAGGCCGUUCCGGUCGUGGUAAUCAUAGAGACCACCGUGGCCGUCAAGACCGUUCCGGUGGUAGUAACAACAGAAACUACCGGGGCCGUCAGGGUCAUUCCGAACGAGAUCGUGACUUCAACUCACGCUGAAAUAACAGCGGCGGCAGGGAGUGAACCAAGUUUGACUGAUCAAUAA